AUGGCUAGAAGAUACGACACACGCACGACAAUCUUCUCACCGGAGGGUCGUCUCUACCAAGUGGAGUACGCCAUGGAGGCUGUCAGUCAUGCGGGCACUUGUCUCGGGAUAGUCGCGUCUGAUGGAAUCGUUAUCGCAGCCGAGAGACGCUUCAUAAACGAUCUUUUGGAUGACGUGACAUUUUCUGAAAAGAUUUACAAAAUAAACGACGAUAUCGCAUGCGCAGUUGCCGGAAUCACUGCGGAUGCCACUGUUUUAAUAAAUGAGAUGCGUUUGAUAUCUCAGAGAUAUCUACUCUCAUAUCAGGAGCCAAUGCCAGUUGAACAGCUGGUAUCUCAUAUUUGUGACUUGCAGCACGGUUAUACCAUGUACGGUGGUCGCCGACCCUUUGGCGUGUCAAUGCUGUUCAUCGGCUGGGAUGUACGUCAUGGUUACCAGCUUUUCCAAUCCGAUCCAUCUGGCAACUGUCUUGGUUGGAAAGCUGCCUGUAUAGGUUCUAACUCCGCCGCCAUUUUCUCUAUCCUGGAACAAGAGUACAACCCGCAGUGCACAACAGAUGAGGCGACAAAACUUUGUAUCAAAGCUCUGUACAAAACAAUGACUAUGUCUAAAUUGACCUCUGACAAGCACUUAUAA
Dicrocoelium dendriticum is the source of this 636-nucleotide messenger RNA. NCBI's taxonomy places the organism in Eukaryota, Metazoa, Platyhelminthes, Trematoda, Plagiorchiida, Dicrocoeliidae. The record is from the annotation of a GenBank genome assembly.